This is a messenger RNA of Melanaphis sacchari, 1162 nucleotides long. RefSeq lists its product as uncharacterized. The record is from RefSeq and is a predicted model, not a curated record. The coding region runs from base 216 to 428 and encodes 70 amino acids. The transcript is spliced from 3 exons. Lineage: Eukaryota; Metazoa; Arthropoda; Insecta; Hemiptera; Aphididae.
CGUCUCGCAGCAUCCCCCAAACGCACUCCAUUGGUGGUGGUCUUGCUCCGACGUUCGUCAGCCCCGAAGUAUCCAAGGUCUAGCUAACCGUUUGUAUCGUUACGCUGCGUUCAGAUAACGGAUCAAUCAUUCGGCGGUGGCGGCGGCGGCUGGGGAAAGUCGCAGCAGGGAUUUUCAAAAGUUACGCACCAGCGGUUGUCCUCUGGAAAUCGAUAAUGCCGGUCGGAGGAAGAGUGGCUGGCAAAGGUGUCGGCGUACAUAAUUCGGGUGGAUCUAGCGACGGGCACGCGUCUGGUGGUUUCAACGAGGAAGUCAUAUGGAUCAGCAUUGGCAUGAGCAUAGCUAUAGUCAUACUAAUAACGAUAGCUUUGUGCUAUUUAGCUCGUCAGCGGUGCAAGAAAAGACAGGAGAUAAGCGUACGCACUUAACGUGGAAAAAGUAUACUCUAAUACAUCAUACACAUACUUAAGCAUUCAACCUACUAUGACCAUCUGCGUACGAGUGUUUUACUCGGACUGCGUAUACAAAACUUAUAGAAUUUGAACGGCCCCACUCGCGUUGUUAUAGCUAUAUAUUAUUAUUAUUAUUAUUAUUAUUAUUAUUUUUUAUUAUUAUUAUUGUUAUUAUUAUCAUCAUUGUUACUAUCAUAGCCGUAUUGAAUGCGUGUCCUUGACUGAGAUAUAUGUUCUUUGUCGUACCUCAUUACUUUUGGCGAUCAUGUGAUACGAUUCUUGACAUCUUGCGUGCUUAUCUGGUUAAUGUUCAUAAACUGUUUACCCGGCAUACUUUAAGUAUUUCAUCCACUUCUAUCUCCUAACAUCGUCAAUUAGUCAUGACUUCAGAAUAAAUCUUAUCACGUGUAGUUACGUAGUGAUUGAUAAAACCCAAGAAAACCGUCUUUAAUACAAAUACAAGUCUCAGCACGUCACAUUCUCCCUAACUUCAUAUACUGAAAUCCACAAACGUCCUACAACUGCAGAAACGCCGUUAUGCGUCUACUAAUUGAUAUGUUUAGUAAUUGAUUGCUGUCAUAAAUUCAACCAGACAUUAAAAUAUAGCAUUAUAAACCCUUGUAAUCAUGUGUUGAUGGUAAUAUUUUUUUUACAUGGUACAUAUUAUUAUUUAUUCACGCGAAAAUGUCACACAAAUUAUAAAACAUAAA